AUGUCCUGGUUCAAGAUCACCCUCAUCCGCUCCGGCAUCGGCAUGACUGAGCGCCAAAACAACGUCCUGAAAGCCCUCGGCCUACGACAUCGCAUGAAGACAGUCUAUCACCCUGUCUCCCCCGACACCGCCGGUAUGAUCAUGAAAGUUAAGGAAUUGUUGACAGUCAGCGAGGUCGACAAACCUCUUACACAAGCUGAGAUCCAUGCGAAGAGACAGCCGCCAAAGGGGUACUACGUCGAGAAGCAGGGAGUAGUAAGGGAAGACAUCGAAGGCUCAUGAGAUAGGAUGGCGGAUAUUCUGGAGGCUUAAUUGUAUCAUGUCAGGGCUGGGUGGGUAGAGAAGGGAAUAUUGUGAGAUAUACGUUGGUAGGGUGAUGAUGAGUGAGGCAUAUAGGGGGGUGUAGAUGGGGUCUUGGGACAUUGGCAUGGGACUGGAGUUAGAUAGACUUGGGUUCCGCUUUAUCCUGGCAUCUACCUGAUAAAAUCGCAGCCUUGCAAUUGUCCCUAUAA
Messenger RNA from Tuber melanosporum (Perigord truffle), 512 nucleotides. Its product is annotated as mitochondrial 54S ribosomal protein YmL33. The coding region runs from base 1 to 282 and encodes 93 amino acids. NCBI's taxonomy places the organism in Eukaryota, Fungi, Ascomycota, Pezizomycetes, Pezizales, Tuberaceae. The transcript has a single exon. Gene Ontology annotation, cellular component: mitochondrion; large ribosomal subunit. Gene Ontology annotation, biological process: translation. The record is from RefSeq and is a predicted model, not a curated record. Gene Ontology annotation, molecular function: structural constituent of ribosome.